This is a messenger RNA of Besnoitia besnoiti, 1074 nucleotides long. Its product is annotated as succinate dehydrogenase [ubiquinone] iron-sulfur protein. Gene Ontology annotation, molecular function: electron transfer activity; 2 iron, 2 sulfur cluster binding. The transcript has 7 exons. The record is from RefSeq and is a predicted model, not a curated record. Lineage: Eukaryota; Apicomplexa; Conoidasida; Eucoccidiorida; Sarcocystidae. The coding region runs from base 1 to 1074 and encodes 357 amino acids. Gene Ontology annotation, biological process: aerobic respiration; respiratory electron transport chain; tricarboxylic acid cycle.
AUGCUCUCCCCCGCCAGGGGCAGACUUGUCUCGUCGCGUGCGGCGCUCGCAGCGCGCUUCUUGUCCUCCGCGGCCGUUUCUCCUGCGGGCGCAAGCUCCGCGACGGCAGCCUCUGCAGCGAUGGCUGAGGCCGCCGUGGCGACGGAGAAGGAAGUCGGCCUGAAGGAGCCGCGGGUGCGGACGUUCUCUAUCUACCGAUACAACCCCGAGACAGACAAGCGGCCCUACCUGCAAAAAUACCAGCUCGACGUGUCGACCUGCGGCCCUAUGAUCCUCGACGCGCUCAUCGCCAUCAAGGAUCGACAGGACCCCACGCUGGUGUUCAGACGAAGCUGCCGCGAAGGCAUUUGCGGCUCCUGCGCGAUGAACGUCGAUGGCAAGAACUGCCUCGCGUGUCUCACACCCAUCGAGCGCUCCGACCGCGAAAACGAGGCGAUGCGACUCAUGCCAGGGCAAGACAUCAAGCACGAUCGCCACGAGGAGGAAAUCGUGAGCCGAGUCACCGACAAAAUCAAUCAGGCGGUGUUCAGAGAGAAGAAUCCGCCCGUUGAGAUCCUGCCCCUGCCCCAUAUGAUGGUGCUCCGCGACCUGGUGCCGGACAUGACGAAUUUCUACGCACAGUACCGCAGCGUGGAGCCCUGGCUCAAGAGAAAAACCGCCAAGAAGGACCCCAACGUCGAGUAUCUGCAGUCGAUUGAAGACCGCAAGAAGCUCGACGGCAUGUACGAGUGCAUUCUGUGCGCGUGCUGCUCCACGUCGUGCCCUUCGUACUGGUGGAACCCGCAGGCGUAUCUGGGCCCGGCGGUUCUCAUGCAGGCCUUCAGGUGGAUUGCGGACAGCCGUGACGAGUUCACCGCUGAGCGUCUCGCGGCUAUCAACGACACGAUGAAGCUGUACAGGUGUCACGGUAUCAUGAACUGCACAGUCUCAUGCCCCAAGGGCUUGAACCCCGCAGGAGCCAUUCAGAAGAUGAAGGACCAGGUGGAGGCGCAGUUCUCUCCGGAAUGGAAGGCCCUCCAGGCGCGGCAGGCGCUGGAGAAGUCGCAGAAACUCGCCAAGGACCUCGGACUCUGA